CGAGGCAGUUAAAUAGGACCAAGGCUUGUGCCUACAUAAAACCCUCCGGUGAUUUCCUAUCACAAUCGGAAUGAACUCCGGACUCCUGAGCGCCCAGAGAGGAAGAGCCACACCUCCCCGUCCGCCCCGCCCCCGUGCCAGCCGGCUCCGCCCCCAGCCGACCCAAUUCAUUGCGCAUGCGCCCCGACCUGACCUGGAAGAGGCUGUCUUCCGAGCCCACGUGUUCGACGAGCAUGGCGGAGCCGGCGAGUGUGGAAGUCAUCGAGCCUCUGGCUCCGGGAGAGGCCCAGAAGAGCGGCGCCCGGCCUGCCGACCGUCAUGGCCUGCUCAAGCACAGCCGCGAGUUUUUGGACUUCUUCUGGGACAUUGCGAAGCCGCAGCAGGAGACGCGGCUUGAGGCUACAGAGAAGCUGCUGGAAUAUCUGCGCGCAAAGCCGAAGGGAUCUUCCGAGAUGAAGUACGCCCUGAAGCGCCUAAUCACUGGGCUCGGGGGUGGACGAGAAGCAGCCCGGCCCUGCUACAGUUUGGCCCUGGCACAGCUGUUACAGUCUUUCGAAGACAUCCCUUUGGGCAGCAUCCUGCAGCAAAUACAGGAGAAACAUGACCUGCAGAAGGUUAAGAAGGGGAUGAUGAGACCUGCCCUCUUUGGAAACCUGUUUGGUGUGCUAGCCCUCUUUCAGUCAGGCAGGCUAGUGAAGGACUCAGAAGCACUGAUGAAGUCAGUGAAGCUGCUGCAGGCCCUGGGCCAGCAUUACAAUCACCUUCAGGAACAGCCCCAGAAGGCCCUGGUGGACAUCCUCUCUCAGGUCCCGGAGACCACGCUGCAGGAGAUCCUGCCCAAGGUCCUCAAGCCUGACAUGAAUUCAGUUCUCGGCUCCCCUGAGCACCUGGAGCUCUUCCUCUUGGCCCAGCAGAAGGUGCCCAAGAAGCUGGAGAAGCUGAUGGGACCGGUCAACCUGUUCUCGGACGAGAACAUCCCAAGGCUGGUGACUGUGCUAAAGACGGUGGCCAACUCUGUGAAGAAGGAACGCAAGCUGCCCACCAUGGCUCUGGACCUGCUCCGCCUGGCGCUCCAGGAGGACAAGUUCCCAUGGUUCUGGAAGGAGGUUGUGGAGCAGGGGCUCCUGAAGAAGCAGUUCUGGCCGGCCAGCUACCUGUGCUUCCGCCUGCUGGGCGCAGCCCUGCCCCUGCUGUCCAAGGAGCAGCUGCAGCUGGUGAUGCAAGGGGACCUGAUCCGACAUUACGGGGAGCACAUGGUCACCGCUAAGCUCCCGAAGCAGUUCAAGUUUGCCCCGGAGAUGAACGAGUACGUGGGGGCCUUCCUGGAAGGCUGCAAGGACGACCCCGAGCGGCAGCUGGCCCUGGUAGUGGCCUUCACGUCCAUCACCAACCAGGGCCUCCCUGUGGUGCCCACCUUCUGGCGGGUCGUGCAGUUCCUGAGUCCCACCGCCCUCAAGGGCUACGUGGCCUGGCUGCGGGACAUGUUCCUCCAGCCUGACCUGGACUCCUUGGUGGACUUCAGCACCUACAACCAGAAGAAAACCCAAGAUGCUUCGUUCCAUGGGCCCGAGCGAGCUGUGUUCCGGCUGCGGAAGUGGAUCAUCCUUCGCCUGGUCAGCAUCGUGGACAACCUGCACGUGGAGAAGGAGGAGGCGCUGAUCGAGGAGGUGGCCAGGUUUUGCUUCUUCCACUCGUUCUUCGAGACAAAGAAGCCCACGUCGCAGAUCCCUGAGUCCGAGCAGCACUUCACCCUCGCCUUGGAUGGCCGGACCCGGGAGGUGGUGUGCAGUGCCUUCUUCAGUCUGCUUCAGACCCUCAGCACGCAGUUCAGGCUGGCGCCAGAGCAGACGGCAGACGGGCGGCCCUGGACCUACCACUUGGUGCAGUUCGCAGACAUGCUGCUGAAUCACAGCCGCAAUGUGGCUCCACUGACAGCCUUCACCACGCAGCAGCGCCAAGCCUGGGACCGGAUGCUGAAGACGCUGAAGGAACUGGACACCCUCUCUUCAGAGGCCAAGGCCACUGCCUUCCAGCACCUGCUACUCUUGGUGGGCAUCCACCUCUUCAAGUCCCCCGCAGAAAGCUGUGACCUCCUGGGCGACAUCCAGACCUGCAUCAAGAAGAGCCUGGGGGAGAAGACCCGCCGGACCCGUUCCAAGGCCACCAACCCCCAGGAGCCGCCGUGGGUGGAGGUGCUGGUGGAGAUCCUGCUCUCCCUCUUGGCCCAGCCCAGCCACCUGAUGCGCCAGGUAGCCCGCAGCGUGUUCGGCCACGUCUGCUCCCAUCUGACCCUACGUGCCCUGCAGCUCAUCCUGGAUGUGCUGAACCCGGAGGAGAGCCAGGACGAGGACGACAACGUGGUGGUGACAGAUGACUCUGAGGAGCAGCCGCUGGGGGGUGCGGAGGACAAGAGCUCAGACGGCGAGGACAGCAAGGGCAGCAAAGGCUCAGAGAGUGAGGAGGAGAGCGAUGACGACAGCGACGAGGAGGACCGAGACGGGGACGUGGACCAGGGCUUCCGGGAGCAGCUGAUGGCGGUGCUGCAGGCCGGGAAGGCGCUGGGCGGAGCGGACAGUGAGGAUGACGACGACGAGGAGCUAGGGGACGAGGCCAUGAUGGCCCUGGACAAGAGCCUGGCCAGCCUCUUUGCUGAGCAGAAGCUGCGCAUCCAGGCCCGGAAGGACGAGAAGAACAAGCUGCAGAAGGAGAAGGCGCUGCGGCGGGACUUCCAGAUCCGGGUCCUAGACCUGAUCGAGGUGCUGGUGACCAAGCAGCCCGAGAACCCCCUGGUCCUGGAGCUGCUCGAGCCGCUGCUGCUCGUCAUCCGGCGGAGCAUGCGCAGCAACAGCAGCGCCAAGCAGGAACAGGACCUGCUGCACAAGACGGCGCGCAUCUUCACGCAUCACCUGUGCCGCUCCCGGCAUUACUGCCGCACGGCGGGCGACCGCGUGGAGACUCUGUACGCCCGGCUGGAACAGCUGGUGCAGCAGGCCAGCCAGCAGGCUGACUCCUCCGUCGCCCUCUACCACUUCAACGCCUCCCUCUACCUGCUCCGCGUCCUGAGGGGCAGCACCGUGGACAAGCCCGCCCACAAGGCCCAGAAGAAGGAGAAAGCCAGCAAAGAUGCCAGCUCCCAGUCCCAGGGCCCGGAGGCUGCCAGCUGCCUGGACUUGAGCCUUGUGACCCCGAUCUACUCGUCAGCGCUGAGCUCCUUCCUGACCAAGCGCAACAGCCCCCUCACGGUCCCCAUGUUCCUCAGCCUCUUCGCCCGGCACCCGAUGCUCUGUAAGAACCUACUCCCCAUCGUGGUCGAGCACGUGACAAGCCACACGCGGCCCCGCCAUCAGGUCCAGGCCUGCUUGCUGCUCCAGAAGACCCUGCCCACACGGGAGCUACGCGUGUGCUUUAAGGACCCAGAGUGGAAGCAGCUGCUGGGCCAGACCCUGGGGAAGGUCACCGAGAUCCUGCGGACGCUGGGCGAGGCUGAGACCAAGUCGGGGCACCAGAAGGAUCUGGCGGCCUUGGAGCUGCUCAACACUCUGUUCAGGAAUUUCUAUCACGAGAAGCUGACCGUGAGCCUGACCGCCAUCCUGGGUGUGCUGCAGAGCCAGCAGCCGAGGCUGCAGCAGAGGCUACAGCAGGGCGGGCACUCGGCAGGGUCCAGCCGCCUCCACGACCUCUACUGGCAGGCCAUGAAGUUCCUCGGAGUCCAGCGCCCCAAGCCAGAGAAGGAUACCAAGGAGGCCCCUCAGGCCACACAGCAGAGCCCCGUUAGCAUGAAGCGGAAGAAAAAGGGCUUCUUGCCAGAGACCAAGAAGCGCAAGAAACGUAAGCCUGAGGCCACCACGCAGGAGGUGGCGGCGGCCAAGCCUGAAGCUGCCAGUGGGGACCAGCCCCCCAGCGCCGGCAAGAAGAAGAAGAAGAAGAAGAUGAAGACGACCAAGUCCCCAGCACAGUCCCAGGUGAAUGGGACAUCUGCUGCCAAGAGUCCGACCCCAGAGCCCCCUGCUGUGAGCCCCAGCACCCCCACCAAGACCCCAAAGCCACAGAAGAAAAGCCAGAAGCUGUCCCAGAUGAACGAAGCCACUCCCCUGCCUCGUCAAUCCCCGGAGGAGCCGGCUGCCAAAAAGCGUCAGAAGAAACUGCCCCAAAAGGGAGUUUCAGGCAAGUCGCCACAGUCCGCGCUGCCUCGGAAAAAGGCCAGGUUGUCCUUGGCCAGCAGGAGCCCCAGCCUCCUCCAGAGUGGGGCCAAGAAGGUGCAGCUGAGGAAGGCGAAAAAGCUCUGAGUGACCCCCCUCACCCUGUUGUGCUCAGUCCUGACUUGCAACCCCGUGGACUGUAGCCUACCAGGCUGCUUCUAUCCAUGGGAUUUUACAGGCUAGAAUACUGGAGUGGGUUGCAGUCAUUCCCUUCUCCAAGAGAUCUUCCAGACCCAGGGAUCGAACCGCAGCUCCUGCCUUGCAGGCAGAUUCUUUACCCACUGCACCACCCUAGAGACUUUUUUUCACCAUGAUUUUAAUAAACCAGCUACUGUCUAAGGUUCUACCUUCUA
Capra hircus (goat) is the source of this 4552-nucleotide messenger RNA. It is a transcript of the gene MYBBP1A, whose product is annotated as MYB binding protein 1a. Gene Ontology annotation, cellular component: nucleolus. Gene Ontology annotation, molecular function: RNA binding; sequence-specific DNA binding; transcription corepressor activity. Gene Ontology annotation, biological process: regulation of DNA-templated transcription. The coding region runs from base 177 to 4286 and encodes 1369 amino acids. The transcript has 26 exons. NCBI's taxonomy places the organism in Eukaryota, Metazoa, Chordata, Mammalia, Artiodactyla, Bovidae. The record is from RefSeq and is a predicted model, not a curated record.